AUGGCCGUGCUCCACUUGCCCCUGUACCUCACCGCCUUGGGCUUCUGGACCACACAGCAGUCCAGCUCCUUCCUGCUGCCCAACGCCACCGAGCUCCUGUCCCCCCCCGGGGGUAGACCUGAGGGCCUGCUGUGGGGCGCGGGGGUCCCCCGGAGCCGUCGGAAGCGAUACCUCUCCCCCCGUGACAUGAGUGUCAUUUUGGACUACCACAACCAAGUGCGGUCACAGGUGUCCCCCCCCGCCGCCAACAUGGAGUAUAUGGUGUGGGACGAGCGGCUGGCCAGGGCGGCGGAGGCGUGGGCUGCACGCUGCCUGUGGGACCACGGGCCCCCCCAGCUGAUGAAAUACGUGGGGCAGAACCUCUCCAUCCACUCGGGCAGGUACCACUCUGUCCUGGACAUGGUGAAAUCGUGGCACCAGGAGAAGCAGCACUACUCCUUCCCCCACCCCCGCGAGUGCAACCCCCGCUGCCCCUCCAAAUGCAGCGGCUCUGUCUGCAGCCACUACACCCAGAUGGUGUGGGCAUCCUCUAGCCGCCUGGGCUGUGCCCUCAGCACCUGUGCCAACGUCCAGGUGUGGGGCAGCACGUGGCGGCACGCCGUCCUCCUCGUCUGCAACUACGCCAUCAAGGGCAACUGGCUGGGAGAAGCGCCAUACAAGGUGGGGCGGCCGUGCUCAGCCUGCCCCCCCACCUACGGCGGGGGCUGCUCCAACAACAUGUGCUUCACUGGACUCAAAUCCAACCAAGUCAGCUGGUUCUAG
Molecule: messenger RNA, 762 nt
Organism: Calidris pugnax (ruff)
Lineage: Eukaryota; Metazoa; Chordata; Aves; Charadriiformes; Scolopacidae
Gene: R3HDML
Product: R3H domain containing-like
Exons: 5
Coding region: 1-762 (253 amino acids)
Source: RefSeq, a predicted model, not a curated record